GAUUUCAGCAGCUGGUGUGUUACACUCGCCUACAAGCUCUGGUUGUCAUAGAACGAAACUCGAAUGUGUAUUGAACAAACAAACUGAACGAAAAUUCCGAUACUCCACCGGCGGCAGUUUCGUUAUAUAUUCUUUGUACAUCCCCAGUCGCAGCCAUGUCAAUUAGGAGGGAGCACCAGUAUGGGUCGACUGUGCGAAACACGAUUGUGGCGCGGUCCAAUCGGCCAAUUAUCAACCGAAUGUUGCGAUCCGCCCGACUGGACUCCACGAUUGGUCAGACUGCGGCCAAGCCAGUUAAGGCGAAGCGGAUGGAGGCUAAGGCGCAGCUCAUGCAGAAGGAGCGAUCCUCCAGCACUGGGAUGAGCGGAUUCUCCAAGCUGACAAGUCGUGAGGGACUGGUGGGCAAGGAUUACUGGAACGCGGCCAUUGAGGAUGUGGAGUUCACUGCCGCCUGCCGCUUCCAGCCGCGCAUUCCCGUCAUCGACUAUUCCCUGGUGCUGCCGCCACGACUGCGCGAGAGGGUCAAGUGCAUCCAGAACUACGACUAUUCCAAGUCGGACGAGGACAUCUACAUCAGAGACGAAAUGCAGGAGGUGCGACCCGAGGACUAUAUGAGCGCCGAGAGCAGCGAAAAAAGUGAGGAGGAAGAGGACCACGUGCUCCUUGAGAUUGGACGCAAGAAGGUGGAGGAGUACUUCAACGAGAGUGACCACUCGGAUAUUGUGCGCAUGGAGCACGAGUUCGAGAAGUUCGAUCUGAAGUUGGAUGAGCCGGUGGGACACACCCAUCGCGUCGUGGACAAGUCCAGUUGGUAUGCCAAGUUCCUGUGCGCGCCGCGCGAUAAGAGAGUCAGCUGGCAGAGUCGCGUCGAACAUCCUGGCCAGAACUUCUCCAUGGUCACGCUGGACGAGCAGGCUGAGAACCUCAUGGAUGCGUCAGCAGAACGUUUUGUCGAGUGGCUGAACUCCUUUGGCACCUUGGAAAGCAAUUUGACCCCGGAAAAGGUCAAGAACCUUUUUUCCAUCAAGGGCGAUCGCACCCUGUUGGCCUCCGUGAAGACAGAUCCCAAGGAGGUCAACGCCAUUGCUCAGACAGUGGCCGAUAAGUGGAACAAGCCACAUAUGGCCAUUGAGCUUAAGUACGAGAAGCACAUCAAUGACCACGCAACCCGAGUGAACCAGAAGCCCCUGCUAAGUGCAUUUGGACGCACUGUUCCACUGAAGGAUCGUCCCUGGUUAAAACGAUCCGGGGACACCGUCAUUAAGACGGUCUAUCCGGAUGAUCUGCUGACCCGCGAGAAGAUCUUUAAGGGCAUCACCCACCUGCGGAGCACCACUGCCCUCAUCGAUUUCUAUCUGGCCCAUCCGGAACUGGAGCGGCCACAGUAUCUCCUGCAGAGCGGUGACUUUGAGGAGUCCAGCGCCAGUGAAUCUGUGGCUGAGGUGCCGCUCUACGAACUUCUGGGAUUGCGUUAUUAAGCCAUUGAUUGCCAAUAAUUUGAUUAGUUAAAUUGCAAGUGGUCUGUCCAAUAUGUUUAGUGAAAUAUAAAUAAUAAUGAUAU
Drosophila simulans is the source of this 1561-nucleotide messenger RNA. RefSeq lists its product as uncharacterized. The record is from RefSeq and is a predicted model, not a curated record. Lineage: Eukaryota; Metazoa; Arthropoda; Insecta; Diptera; Drosophilidae. The coding region runs from base 156 to 1478 and encodes 440 amino acids. The transcript has 4 exons.